Molecule: messenger RNA, 1152 nt
Organism: Lactuca saligna
Lineage: Eukaryota; Viridiplantae; Streptophyta; Magnoliopsida; Asterales; Asteraceae
Source: the annotation of a GenBank genome assembly
AUGAAGGAAAAGCUGAAUUCAAAGUUUAAUGAUGCGAUGACAAAGUUCCCAGAAAAGGAAAGUUUUAGAAUUUUCAAAGAAAAGAUGACAAAUAUGAUUGUUGAAGAAAAAACUGAAAGCUCAACACUUUUUAAUUUUCCAAGUAAUGAAACUGGAGUUGAAGGAAUCAAUUUGACACCAAUAAUGGGUCAAAAAACAAAUGAUCAAAAAGAAAAUGAAGAUAAAGAGGGAAAUGGUGAAGAAGACGGUGAUAAUGAUGCAAGUCAACCAGAAGUAGAUUAUUUGCUUGACUCAAAUGAAGCAGAGAAUGAAGGAAUAAAGAAUGAUGCAGAUAAGAAUAAAAAAGAAGGUGAAAUUGGAGUAAAAGAGAAAGAUGGAAAGAGGAAUGAAAAUGAGAAUGAUGAAGAGGAAAAAGAUGAUCAUGCUGAGGAAACAAACAAUUAUGAAAAGAGUAUUCAACAAACUGAAAAUGAAAAUUUGUUGGAUAAAGUUGUUGACAACAUUGUGGAUAAUGUCAUUGGAGUUGGAAUUUCAAGUUUAAAUAGUCAAGAAAAUGAAAUCUGGAAUGAUCCUGAAAUGAAAACUAUUUUGGAUAAUAUUGAUAUAGGGUCACCAAUGAGUAGAAAUACUCUUGCAGAAAAGGAAAAAUCAGAAGUUGAAAAAACAAAGGCAGAUGAUACUCUUGCGGAAAAGGAAAAAUCAAUAGGAAAGAAAAAGUCAGAAAAUGAAAACAAUGAAGGACAAAAAGAUGACAAGACAAAAGCAAAUGAAGGAGAUACUCAUCCAAGUUUCAGUCUAGGUCUCAGUCAAGAUUCAAAUCAAACUUCAAGUAAAAAAUCUAAUGAAUCUUCACCAAAAAAAGAACUUACAAAGAAACAAUUAAAAGACCACCAUCAGAAAGUUGUUAUCAUAUUAGCAAACAAAAACAUUCUUAAUCCAAAACCAAUCUCUAUAGCAAUUCCUACUGACAUCAAUCAUGAUCUGGAUGAACCAAGAGAGAAGAAGCUUGCCGAUGCUUUCAAAUCACCUUUUAAAUGCAGAAUAAUAGACACAAAACUUAAACUGACACAUCAGGAGAGUAUUGUUUGUGAGUGGUUGUUCAACUUGCAAGGGAAUACAUCAGAUGUGCUUGUCCAGACAAAAUAUGGUUAG